Molecule: messenger RNA, 3349 nt
Organism: Toxotes jaculatrix (banded archerfish)
Lineage: Eukaryota; Metazoa; Chordata; Actinopteri; Toxotidae
Gene: arfgap2
Product: ADP-ribosylation factor GTPase activating protein 2
Exons: 17
Coding region: 68-1717 (549 amino acids)
Biological process (GO): COPI coating of Golgi vesicle
Molecular function (GO): GTPase activator activity
Source: RefSeq, a predicted model, not a curated record
UCGUUAGAUUUGGGCCACACUAGGACCCGUACUGACGUCAACUCAUGGAAAUUGUUAGAGUGGCAAGAUGGCUACGGAACCAAAUAAGACUGAGAUCCUCACCAUUUUCAAAAGAUUAAGAUCUGUUCCCACAAACAAGGUGUGUUUUGAUUGCGCAGCAAAAAACCCAAGCUGGGCCAGUAUUCCCUAUGGCGUGUUCUUGUGCAUCGACUGCUCUGGCAUCCACCGCUCCCUGGGAGUGCAUCUCAGCUUCAUCAGGUCCACUGAGUUAGACUCCAACUGGAACUGGUUUCAACUCAGAUGUAUGCAGGUUGGGGGCAACGCCAAUGCGACGGCGUUCUUCCGCCAGCACGGCUGCUCUACGAACGACACCAACGCCAAGUAUAACAGUCGUGCAGCCCAGAUGUACAGGGAGAAGAUUCGGCAGCAAGCAAACGCUGCAUUGUCCAAAUAUGGCACAGAUCUGUGGAUUGACUCCUCUGCAGGAGGCACUCCUGCCGUUCCUGAGAAGAAGGAGACAGACUUUUUUGCUGAACAUACGCAGCCUGCUAACGACUGGAGCAUGGCGCCGCCCUCUGAGCCAGAGCAGAAUGGAGCCGCUGUCACCGCACAGCUGACGGACACAACACCCAAAGGCCAGGAUGAGAACCAACCAGAAGAAGGACCGAGCAUUGAUUGUCUGAGCACAUCACCCAAAGCCUCCAUUGAGGACUCCAUGCGUUUGUCAUCGCAGGAAGGACGGACGCCCGGAGAUGUGAAACCUUCCAUCAUUGGAAAAAAGAAGCCCAUGGCUGCCAAAAAAGGGCUCGGGGCAAAGAAAGGUCUCGGUGCCCAGAAGGUGAGCAGUAAGAGUUUCUCUGAGGUGGAGAAACAAGCGCAGGUGGCGGAGAAGCUGAGAGAGGAGCAGGCUGCUGAGGCAAAGAAACAAGCUGAAGAAUCCAUUGUGGCCUCGAUGCGUUUGGCUUACAAAGAGCUGGAGAUCGACAGGAAGAUGGAGGAGAAGAAGCUUAAGAACCUGGAGGGCAAGAAGAGAGAGCAGGCCGAGAGGCUGGGCAUGGGCUUCGGAAACAGGAGUGCCGUGUCUCACUCAGUGAUGUCAGAGAUGCAGCUGAUCGAGCAGGAAACUCCUGUGGGAGCCAAGUCCUCCUCUCGCUCCAAACUGGACAUGUUUGAUGAGCCGGGCUUCACCUCUGGACCCCCAAAGUAUAAGGACAACCCGUUUACGGUGGGGGAUAGUUUUGGGUCCCGGUGGGACACUGAGGGAGGAAGUGCCUCCUUUACCACCUCCUGGGCUCUGGAGAAAGAGGACCCCAAAGAGGAGGUCACCAUCUCUAGUAUUCAGCCAAUUGGAGAGAGACUUCCCAGCAGAAGAAAAGCUGAGGCGUCGGCUCCGGUGUCAGAGUCGAGUGAGGCCAGGCAGAAGUUUGCCAACGCCAAGGCGAUUUCUUCGGACAUGUUUUUUGGUCGGGAGAGCAGCGCCGAGUAUGAUGCAAAGACGAGACUGGAGAGCAUGUCCGGCAGCACCUCCAUCAGCUCCGCUGACCUGUUUGGGGACGGCAGUGACCUUAAAGGGAGGGCAUCAGGCUUUGACAGCGUGCUCCCCGCAGGCCCUGACAUCGCACAGUUUAAACAGGGAGUGAAGACUGUAGCGGGCAAGAUGGCUGUCCUCGCCAACGGUGUCAUGAAUACAAUUCAGGAUCGUUACGGCUCCUACUGAUCAGCCCUGAGAGACGCACCAACCUGUGGGAAGACAUACUAACUAACGCCUGUGUAGAGCCAACCAGCCUCCUCACUGACACGUGCAUUUGGGCGGAAGAGAUGGGACGGAAGAGAGACGGGAAGCAGAACAGAUUGCAUGGGGAAAAGAAAUCGUCCUUCUCGCCCGUCCCUCUUUUAGAGACAAUUUUACAGGAGUGAGACAGUGUUUUCUUCUCUCAUUCUCAUUAGCAGACUCUUGAGUUUUAUUUUCAUAAAGGAAACCAUCGAAGGGUGUCGUCUUUUCUAAACCAAGAGUUUCGUUGUAAUUUACUGUCGAGAAUUUUUUGGUCUUAGAUUUUCAAAAUGACGUCAGAGUUAAUUCUACUAUAUUUUAUUCCUCCUGCAUAAAUCAAGUGUUGUUUUUGAUUCUUAUUUUCAAAUACUUCAUGCUUACGUCUUUUAUUUUAUCGUGAUAUUAAAAAAAAGGUGCAGUAUAUAUUUUCAACUUUUAGCGUUCAUUUGAACAUCCAGUGUUUGAUUCACUGCUGCUCGCUCACAGUAGAGUUUGUCCACAGGUUAUGUUUUUCAUUUCCAUGGAGCACUGACAGACAUCUGUCUCCACUAUUUCAGACCAUUUGUGAUCUUGGAAUGAAGCACUUCUGUCUGGGUGAACGUAUAAACUCUGAAACACUGGAGCAUCACAUGUUUGAUGUCCUAGCUGCUAUGGUUAUUUAUUACCUGUCUGAAAAACGGUCAAACCCAGGGAGCACUCAGGUGGCUCGGGGUCAGCAUCAGAGUGCGAUACCUCUGACCUGGUUUGAGUCCCAGAAUAGAAAUUGGAGAUUUCAAAUUGGGGAAUAAAGGGACAUUAAACCAGGCCUGUAGAUUAAAAAAUAAAUGAAUAAAUAGAAAAGUGGGUUUUGAUAGAGACAUCAGAUAGAACAUGCUCUAAGUCCCAGCUCAUAAAACAAUGACACUGUUUUGACUAUGCAUCUCCAUUCGUCCUUCAAAGGAGUUUCUCUCUGUGGUGUUUCUGCUGGUUGAAUCUGAAGUCUGCCUCGAUGAACCGUAACUCUGAAACUGCCUUUUUCUCUCUCAGCAGUUUAACCUUUUAUUCUGGAAGCCUGAUGUCUUCAGUUUACAUGUUUAUCUUUUGAGUUUCAGACACGUUGUACAACACGUCAUAAGGUUGAGCCUCUGAGACGAAAUGAUUCGUCUUCGGGACGAGGAACCCUUUCAGUAUUUCUCUGACACUGGUCAGGUAGCAUGCAACAAAACGUCUGUAGUAUUAGCCUUUGUGAUAAAAUCAGACUCAUUAGUGUGGCGGUGACAGCUUACACACAUCACACGUGUCGGUUUCCUGUUUGCUCGUCUCAGAGCCACAAAACCCGUCACCGUACGUUCCCGGCAGACUUGACAUUCAACGAGUUAUGGAAAGAGGUAGAGUCUGAGUAGGUUAGAGGUCUGACCUGGUUUGUAAUUUUCUUUGAAAGAUCAGAGUGUCAUAUUUUUCCUAUCGUGGCCAUGCCUGUGUGUGUCCCACCCAUGAUCAACUCUCCAGAAAGUAACAACUGUGUGGACUGAAACAACUAUUUAUUUGUUGGCAACAAAAAGAAACUUAUUCAGUAUGUUAAUAAAGAUCAAAAACCUC